Messenger RNA from Aureobasidium pullulans EXF-150, 960 nucleotides. RefSeq lists its product as uncharacterized. The transcript is spliced from 2 exons. The record is from RefSeq and is a predicted model, not a curated record. Lineage: Eukaryota; Fungi; Ascomycota; Dothideomycetes; Dothideales; Saccotheciaceae. The coding region runs from base 103 to 891 and encodes 262 amino acids.
UCUGGUACUGCUGCGUUAUUUGGUCCCCUGACCAGCUUGGAAAAUCUCGAAGGACUCUCCCUCCCUCUGCUUCGCUUUGAUCAUGUGACCUUAAUAAGAUGGAUGCAUCAGCGUGAAGGGAAGCGACUCUCACCCAAGCUGAGGCAUCUCGCUACUCAGAUCUCAUCUCAAGGUGCUCGGAUACUAUUCGAGCCCGUACUUUCAAGACUCACGAGCCUUACGAUUGGUUUGUUGAACAGCAAAGAUGUCUGGUUCUCCUUGAUCGGGCGCUUGACAACUUUUCGUUCGCUGAUUAUUCAUUCGUCCGUGAAGAAAUUUGCGUCUCCACAUUUCGAGGCUCCAGGUAACCUCCAUGCCCUCGAAAAGCCCAUUGUCAGCUUGCCAAUGGAUCCCGGUGAAGACAAGGUCGUGACUGACGAACAAUUUUCAACUCUGACUUCCGGGAUGCCCUUGUUGAGAUCGCUCGAGUUCAAAUUCCGCCUACGUCUCUCUCUGACUGCAUCAACAUCGGUCGCUGUAAAUUGUCCGUUGCUCGAGGUCUGUAGAUUGUCCACUCCGGUCGAUAUCACCGCCUGGACUCAGACCAAAGCACCCGUCUUCCCGGCGCUCCAAGUACUGCAUUUACCUCAUUGGACGUUCGAAGCACAGUGGUGGAUGGAAGGGGGUAAUCGUCUUGAUCCGUCUAUUGCUACUUAUGGGUCGGAGGAAGCGCAUCAGCUCUCAACACUUUGCCCAAAGUUACAGUACUUGAGGCUGGCCUGUGUGGAUUAUGGUAAGCAUGAGUUGGAGCAGUACAGGAAGGUUCGAAAGCCAAGGAGUCAGGCAAUCAUGAGUAGUCGAGCAACGCUGUCCAUGUUAUCGUCGAUGCAUGGCGCGACACCCUCUCUGUGACAGGUAGUAGAUAGUAGACAGUCUCCUUUCUCUCGCGCACUUUGACAGUUCUUCUUUAACAUUCUCGAU